UAGAUGUCCUCAGAGGCAGCAGCGUAAGCACAGCGUGUGGACCGCUCGCCUAUGGCGUGUCUGGUACUGUAGCAUGUUUAAACGCUGACAUGGACUCUACUUCACGCUAAUGGAUAAAGGCGGAAACGCUUUCCGGCGCAGGGCGCUAAUAUGAAAAGUGAGAGGUCAGACAUGCUCCCGCUGCCAUGACGUCUGCCCUGUGGCUGCUCACGUGCCUGCCUCUGGUCCUGCCAGCUUUGAGUAAACUCCCUCCUCCCGUCAACCUGAGCCUGAACUCCAAACACUUCAGGACUGUGUUAAAAUGGGAGGCUGAAGCAGGGACCCCUACAGGAGCCUCCUACCAGGUGACCUUUACCACAGACAGUGAAACGUUAUGGAGGCCGGUGCCAGGCUGUGAGCAGGUGCAGAUUCAACUGGUUUGCAACCUGACAGAAGUCUUCUCUGAUCCCAGCCACACUUAUUUAGCACAGGUCGAGACACUGCUGGGCGAAAAUAUAUCACAACCUACCAGCUACUCAGACUUUAAACUCAUCAGAGACAGUCAGCUGGAUUUGCCGCUGCUGGAUGUGACACUGUGUGAUAUGAGUUUGUGUGUGGACCUUCAGUUUCCCAAGUUAUAUAUGUUAAAUAUGUCCCAACACUAUAGAAACAUAUAUAACAGCAGCCUUAUAUACAAAAUGAAGGUCAACGGUGCGGAGAUACCACAGGAGAUCAAGUAUCUACAAAAACACAUUGUGACGCCCUCGUUCUCUGCUAAAGAGUACUGUGUCUCCAUCUGCUUUUGGGACAGGCUGGAGUCCAAGGAGUCUGAUUACAGUCCAUCCGUAUGUGCUUCCACCCCAUUCAUAAUGACUACAGAUGGGUGGAUUUCAGCAGUGUUGUGUGUGCUGGUGACGAUUGUUUUGAUCGCUGUGUUCGUCCGUUUGGGUCCUCGUUGCAUUCUUCCCCUUAAAAGGCCACUGCCUCUAGCCCUGACGUCUGUCCCUCAUAUAGAUGUUCCUGUCAUCACAGGCAGCAGCAUUUCUUUGCCGUCUGUCCUGACUGUUGUCAUGACGAAGCUGCCCUCUUCAGGGGAAAGAGGGCACAAACUGUCAUCAUCAGACGAGAGCGAUGGGGAAAGUGAAACAGAGAGUGCAGGAGGAGAUGAUCAACCCAGAGAGGGUGCUAAACUCCUGUCCUCCUCUUUGUCGCCUCCUCUUUACCAUGAGCCUGACCCUCAGUGUCGGCCUUCCUCAGCCCAAACAUCAAACUCAUCAGAGACGUCUUCAAGUUUUGCAGUGACCCACAGGCUGAGCAUGAACACAGCCAGCGGCACUGACGGAUCAGCUGAGCCUGAUGAGGAGGAGGAGAAUGUGGUGGCGGUGGCGGAUGGCCAGGAUGUGAAUCUUCUCACGCUAACCUUCGGCAGACAUCACGUGGAGGAGGAGGGAGAUGUGGAUGUGGCAGUGGUUGAGAGAGUGACUCCCACUGCCUCAGGGGAAGCGAGCAUCACUUCAGUCCAAACCUCACAUCCUGGGACAAGCUGCAGCGAUGCUGGCACACAAAUAAUGACUUACUCUGCUGAUGAAGAGGAAGAGGAGGAAGAAGAGGAGGACUCUGGAUAUAUGGGACGUCCAUGCACAUCUGUCCUACAGGGGUUUUCAUAGCCUAAUAAUAAGGAUGUGGAGUCCAGUGAAGCUGUGUUCGUAAAGGACAGACUGGACUUAGGUUGCUGUAAACCAGUGUUACAGGAGUCAGAGGUCCACACAUGUUCUAUGUUUGAAUGUGUUCAUUUAUUCUGGUUUGUAAAAAGGGCAGUAAUAUUCAACUCCAGCGCCAUCCAUCAGAUACUCAGUAUUAUCAUUACAGUCGAGUGAUUAGUAAAGGUUUGGUAGUAACAUAAUAAUAAAGCAGACUCGAUCUCAGCUGUGCGUCAUCCAGAUGUUUCUGGAGCAAGGAACAAGUUUUUUGUUUUUUUAAUUUUUCAUAUCAUUUUUGUUACUCCUAAGUCCAGUACAUUUAAGCCAUGAAACAUUUUACUGUUUUGACUGUGUGUUUUUUUGCUCUGAGCUUUAGUGAGGAUUAUGUGUAGAUUUAUGAUUACACACACACACAUUAAAGCUGCACUAUUUAUACAGCACCAACUCACAAACCAAAGUCAGAGUCUGUCCACAGAGAACAGUCAUCACCUGGUGCUAACUCUUAUCUGACUGAAUUUUUAUUGUAAAGGUGACCGAACCUUCUUUCGACUGCCUCAGUGCGAUGGUUAUACCAACACUCAUUUGCUCGCUGUUAGUUCGUCAGUUAAUCAUCAAGUUAAACUGGAUUUAUUUACUGUAUGUUACAUAAAUCAUCAGCUGCAUCUUUUAAUGUUUUAAUCAUGUGAAUUAAUGAUUCCAACUUUAAUGCCAUAACUGUAAGACUCUUGUUAUUUUUCCUCUACUGACUGUGACAUACUGUAACCCAAAUAACACAAUUCCUAAUAACACAAUGGUUUGCACACAGUAGAA
Messenger RNA from Betta splendens (Siamese fighting fish), 2489 nucleotides. Its product is annotated as interferon alpha/beta receptor 2. Gene Ontology annotation, molecular function: protein binding. The record is from RefSeq and is a predicted model, not a curated record. NCBI's taxonomy places the organism in Eukaryota, Metazoa, Chordata, Actinopteri, Anabantiformes, Osphronemidae. The transcript has 8 exons. The coding region runs from base 186 to 1646 and encodes 486 amino acids.